CAAAACAAGAGUCUCAACUGUCACCCGAGCGAGUCAACAGAAAAAAGCGUAGGAACAGAGAAGAAGAAGCAAGGACGAUGAGGCCUGAGAUUGUGUUGUUCGGAGACUCAAUCACCCAACAAUCCUUCCGAUCAGGUGGCUGGGGCGCCGCUCUAGCUGAUUCUUACUCCCGCAAGGCCGAUGUAAAAGUUCGUGGGUAUGGAGGGUACAACACGAGAUGGGCACUGUUCUUGCUGCAGCACCUCUUUCCUUUGGAUUCUAAGAAACCUCCUGCUGCUGCCACAAUUUUCUUUGGGGCCAAUGACGCGGCUGUUUUAGGCAGAACAGGGGAACGGCAACAUGUUCCCGUUGAAGAGUACAAGGAGAAUCUCAGAAAAAUUGUUCUUCAUCUCAAGGAGUGUUCUCCCACCAUUUUGAUUGUGCUUAUUACUCCACCACCUGUUGACGAGGAUGGCCGUAAUGAAUUUGCACGAUCUUUAUAUGGUAAGGAUGCUAGUGGACUUCCAGAAAGGAUGAAUGAAGUGACAGGAGUUUAUGCGAAGAAGUGCAUUAAGCUGGCUGAGGACAUGGGUCUACGCUCCAUCAAUCUUUGGUCCGCAAUGCAGGAAACGGAGGGUUGGCAGAAGAAAUUUCUAAGUGAUGGGUUGCACCUAACACCAGAAGGCAAUGCUGUUGUCCACCAAGAAGUCAUCAAAGUUUUCAGCGAAGCAUGGCUUUCUGCCGCGGAAAUGCCUUAUGAUUUCCCUCACCACUCAGAAAUUGAUGGGAAGAACCCUGAGAAAGCUUUCCAGCAACGAUGCAUAUAACAUAAACUCUUCGAUUGCUUCAAGUUUUACAAUUUUUCACAAGCAAAUGCUAUAUUAGCAUUCACCCCGAAACACAUUGCUGCUUCUGAAGAUGUGACAUAGAGAAGUGCCAUUAUUCUUUUCGCUAUUUGCUUGAUUAGUAUGUACAACAAAACUCUCUUUGGGAAACUUGAAAUCUUUCCAUAUCUUGUUCAUUCAAAAUUGUAAGAGUGAAUUCUAUUUCGUAUUCGGAGAUUGA
Pyrus x bretschneideri (Chinese white pear) is the source of this 1044-nucleotide messenger RNA. RefSeq names its product GDSL esterase/lipase At5g62930. Bases 78 to 806 code for a protein of 242 amino acids. The transcript has 6 exons. Gene Ontology annotation, molecular function: hydrolase activity, acting on ester bonds. The record is from RefSeq and is a predicted model, not a curated record. Lineage: Eukaryota; Viridiplantae; Streptophyta; Magnoliopsida; Rosales; Rosaceae.